AGCUGACCCAUGCCACCGUUUACACACAGAAAGGACCCUGUGAAUCUGAGAGCAAGCAUUGCACUCUUCAGUCAUCCCCCCCAGUGUAAUCCCUGUCAGGGUCUUAAAAUUAUGGCAUGUUGGUUCUAAAGAAGCUCAUGCUGGAUAGGAUUUUAUGGAGACCAUGGCAAAAGAUGGUGCAGCACAAGAGGCAACUGUGACUCCCAACAAGGAUGUAAGUGAAGAUAACCUUAAAGGGUACACAGUUAUCUAUGUUUUAGGUGGUCCAGGUAGCGGAAAGAGUACACAAUGCGCCAAAAUUGCUACAUACUUUGGGUUUUGUCAUCUGAGUGUUGGUGAUCUUCUUGAAGCAGAAGUUGAGACUAGAUCUGAAUACGGUAAAAUGAUUGAGGACUGUAAGAAAGAAGGAAAGCUUGUUCCUUCCGAUCUGGUUGUCAAGCUUCUGCAACAGGCAAUGCAGAGGAGCCAAAACAAGAAAUUUGUCAUCGAUGGCUUCCCACGGAAUGAAGAAAAUCGUGCUGCCGCUGAAAGCUUUAUGAAAAUUGAGCCAGAUUUUGUAUUGUUUCUUGACUGCUCGGAAGAGGAGAUGAAAAGACGUCUUUUAAAUAGAAACCAGGGAAGAGUUGAUGAUAAUAUUAGCACAAUACAGAAGCGUCUUAAAGUCUACUUUGAAUGCACUCUUCCUGUAAUCAAUUAUUACAGCGCCGAGGGCAAUGUUCGAAAGAUUGAUGCUGAAAGGUCUCCUGAGGAGGUAUUUGAGGCAAUCAAGGACGUAUUCUUUGAGCUGAAAGAGAAGCAUGGGGAGACCCGCAUGACUCUGUAGUUUAUCAGGAUAAUAUUGUACUAGUUUGAAGUUUCCCCGAGAUAAUCUGUCAGGAUAACAUCUUUAUUUUUGGAAUACAAAAUGAAUUUCAAAGAGGGAUCCUCUAGGAACUCAAAGAGAUCGAUCAUCAUACAAUAUCCGAAGAGCUACAAAAUGAGGAACAUGAUUAAACCAAACACAAAGAUGAGGAAGUGUAUGUCCAUGAGUAGCAAGAGCAUCGACCGUCAUAUUACUUUCAUGGAAGAUAUGUCGAAUAAAAUUUACAUUAAAAUUUGGAUAGACUUAUGAUAUCCAGUACUAGAGAAUGUAACCACCGAGGAGGGUGCAGAUUAUGUGUAAUAAUUCGAAGAAGACACCUGCAACAUGUUUUUCGUAUAUUUUUCCAAUAAUGCACACAUUAAUAAUAGC
Messenger RNA from Prunus persica (peach), 1231 nucleotides. Its product is annotated as UMP-CMP kinase 3. The coding region runs from base 155 to 823 and encodes 222 amino acids. Gene Ontology annotation, cellular component: cytoplasm; nucleus. NCBI's taxonomy places the organism in Eukaryota, Viridiplantae, Streptophyta, Magnoliopsida, Rosales, Rosaceae. Gene Ontology annotation, biological process: 'de novo' pyrimidine nucleobase biosynthetic process; CDP biosynthetic process; UDP biosynthetic process. The record is from RefSeq and is a predicted model, not a curated record. Gene Ontology annotation, molecular function: ATP binding; UMP kinase activity. The transcript has 8 exons.